Messenger RNA from Lodderomyces jiufengensis, 2523 nucleotides. RefSeq names its product Arg81p (gene ARG81). Lineage: Eukaryota; Fungi; Ascomycota; Pichiomycetes; Serinales; Debaryomycetaceae. The record is from RefSeq and is a predicted model, not a curated record. Gene Ontology annotation, molecular function: zinc ion binding; DNA-binding transcription factor activity, RNA polymerase II-specific. Gene Ontology annotation, biological process: regulation of DNA-templated transcription. The transcript has a single exon. Bases 1 to 2523 code for a protein of 840 amino acids.
AUGACUCGAACUCCAACACCACUAGAUACCCCUACUAAUUCAUCACCACAACCUAUAGAAGAAUCAUCAUCAGUAACAUCACCACCUAAGAAGAAAAAACGUCAAAAGACAUUUACUGGAUGUUUUACGUGUAGAUCAAGAAAGAUUAAAUGUGAUUUAAGGAGACCACAUUGUGAAAAAUGUUUAAAAGCAAAAUUAAUAUGUGCUGGGUAUGAUAUUAAUUUAAGAUGGUCAUUUCCAAUAGAAUAUGUACCUCUCAGAAACGGAGAUGUAAAAUCUAAAACAAUUAAAUUUCCAAAUUUAGAUGGUUCAAUUGAUAAAGAUUCGAAUAGUGGUACAGCACCUGAAUUUUUUCAUAGAAGAUUAGUGGCUUUUGUUAAAUGGAAAAAACCUUAUACUACAUACGAGGCAAUGGAUCAAGACUUAGCGUUUCUACAAAGUAACAAUACUACCAACGAACUAAGCAAGGAAAGUGAAACAAAAUUAAAAGGACCAUUCGGAGUAUUUUUAGGCUCUAAGAAGAGAAAGAUAGAUACUACACCGAGGAACAUCAAAAGAAAAAGAACAUCAGAACAAAUAAUUACCCCAGAUAGUUCAGAAUCUAAUACUUUACCACAAUCGCGGCUGGAAGAGCAACCACAACAAGCACAAGAUCAAUUUUGGUUAUCAAACGAAUUAAAAGAUGCAGCUUUGGUUACUGCUGCAGCAUUAAAUACUCACUACCUAGAUAUAAUGAAUAAUUUUGAUCAAAACGGGAAUGUUAUAACCCCAGAUUCAAGUCAACAAAAUUAUAAUUCAGAUUUAUUUAAUUUAGUAUUUCACAAUAAGAAUCAAAAUUUCAAUAAUACAUCGCAAACUCCAACAAAUACAAUACUUAAUGAAAAUUUGAUAGAUCCUAUUUAUUAUUCAAAUUUCUCAAAUUUUUUCUACAACAACCCGUAUCAAUUAAAUGAAAACUUAGAAAUUCAAUUACAUACUCAAACUGAUGUUGAUGAACUAGUUGAUGGAGAUCAUUCAAAUGAUAAAAACUUGCUAGCGUCAAUAAUGAAACCUGUACAAAGUCCAUUAAAUGUACAAUUUGAUUUAACAUUACCUUCGCAUAUUGGAAUACCGACAACUGCAUUACAAGUACAACCAUUGACAAGAUAUUUAUUAAAUUAUUAUGUAACAGAAGUUGCAGAUUUAAUGACUGUUAUCCCAUUAACAGAAAAUCCAUGGAAAGCUAUAUAUUUCCCCAGAGCUUUAAUGGCAAUUGGGGAAUUAUCAGCAUUGGGUAAAACAUCAACGGCUAAAAAUGCUUUACUUAAUGCAUUGUUAGCAGUAUCAGCAUUUAAUUUACAAUCCAAAUUCCCCAAGAAUUCAGAACCAAUGAAGUUUUAUCUUAAUCUAGGUAUUGCGUUACGAAAUCAAGCAAGUUUAUAUAUUAAAAAAUUAUUAAAUAUUCAAAAUAAUAAUGUUCAAUCAGGUAUUGAAUAUUGUGUUAAAAAUGAGAAAUAUAAAGAUGUGUUAUGUGCAGUUAUGAGUAUGAUUAGUGUUGAUUUAGUUUGGGGAACAAUGCAAGAUACUGGUUUAUAUAUUUCUUGGUGUGGUAAAGUUAUAAUGAGUAAAAUGUCAAACAAGAAAAAAUUAUCACCAAAAGCUAAGAUUUUACAUAGAAUUUUUUCAUCAUUAAAGUUGAUUCAGGAUUCAACAAGUCUUAAUUUUGAUAAGAUUAAUGAUUUAAGUGGGUACGAUGUUAAUGGUGAUAAAUUUUCAUCACAAAGUAAAAGUAAAAUUGAUUUUAUUAUAAACAAUUCCACAUCAAAUAUCAAUAAUACAACUUCACCAAAAUUUGUUAAUAAAAAAUUAAUAAAUACUAAAAAGAAUGAUGAAAAUUUUGCAACUGAUGCAUUAUAUGGGUUACCAAAUUCUUUAAUUAUAUUAUUUAGUGAAACAGUUGAAUUAUUAAGAGCUAAAAUUUAUUAUAAAAAUACAAAUACUCAUUUAAAUGAAUUUGAUUCAAAAGUUUUAAAUUUAGAAUUAAAAUUACAAAAUUGGAAUUUAGAUUGGGAAUUAUUUCAAAAUCAUCAUUUUAAUGAACAAGACAAUUUAAAUUAUGAAGAUAAAAAUUUAAAAUUUUAUUCAUCAAUGCAUCAAGUAACUUAUCAUCAUAUUAUAUCAUUUUAUCAUGCAUUAGUUAUAUAUUUUAAAAGAUUUUUAAAAGAUGUUUCACCAAUACAUUUACAAGAUAGAGUUAGUAAAACUUUAGAUCAUUUAAAUUCAAUUCAAUCAUUAAUUUCAAAAGGAGAAGCAUCGAUUAUUCCAUUAUUUUGGCAAGGUUUUAUUGCAGGUUGUGAAGCUAUAACUAAUAAUUUACAAAAUGGUUAUAAGAAAUGGGGUAAUGAUAUAGCUCAAUAUCUUGGAUCUUAUUGGGGAGCAAGACAAAUUAUGUUGGAAGUAUGGAGAAGAAAAAAUAAUAAAGAGCCAAAAGAUGAUUGGGUAAAUGUUGUAAAAGAUUGGGAAAUGAAUUUAAUGUUGAAUUAA